CUCUGCCCAUCCAAACAACAGGGAAGAUUACUUGCAGCUUUAUUUUCCUUGAAUCCCUUGAAACUCGUCUCUUGUUGCGAAGAUGUGCUUGAACCGCUCUCUUUCUUUUUCUGGAGACCUGCAGUGUCCUUGCAGCACAGGCAACUCUGGGAAAACGCAUGCAAUCAUCUCAGACUUCGACUCAAGACACAAAUGCCCGGUUUAGUGUCAUGCCUUGGCGAUCUAAUAGUCACUGGAAUCAUCCUCCUGUUCUCUGACCACGUCCAGUCAGAGAUAUGGACCAAUGAAGUUUCAGAUGUCCAGUUCGGUGGAUUGGGCUCCACGGUCACGCUCAUAUGCGGAGGCGCUCACGGCGGGUCUCCAGUGGAAUGGCGGUUCAAUGGGAGCUCAGUAACACCGCUGCAAACACACAAGGGCUCGCUUGCGCUACUGAGCGCCACACACUCGAUGGAAGGCAACUACAGCUGCCAUGAUGAACGAGGAACUUUACUGCACUCCAUCAAACUACGCCUGGGAUAUGAGGCAACAGAUGGAAACAUGGACAGGAUUCUGAAUGUUCUUGUUCGGUACUAUGAUGAAGAUGUGGGAAAAGUGGCAACCCAGCAUCUAGCCUCGAGGAAACUGAAUAUUGCAGAUGCCUUAACAAUCACAAACACAUUGAAAGAUAUUCUCCAGUCAUAUAGCCUGAACUGGAAUCAGGUUGCUGGUAUACUGUUGGAUAACUGCAGUGUGAUGAGAGGGAAAAAGUCUGGAGUAGAGACACUAGUCAGAAGAGAAAAUCCAUCACUGCUGGAUGUCAGCGGAGACACUGUCCAUAUGGUCUCGAAUGCAGCCAAGGCCCUUUUAAAUCCUUUCCAGGGAUUUGUGGAACAAUUUUGCUCUGAUGUAUACUAUGACAUUGAAAAAUCACCCAAACAGAAAGAAGUUUUUUCUGAGUUUCAGUCCUUACUUCAUUUGGAGAAUAAGAGCCUAAUACGUCCCAUCAGCAGCAGGUUCCUGCAAAUGUUGGAUGUGUGCAACAGAAUACGGGAGCUUAUGGAUCCAUUGACUGUGCACUUCUACAGCGUCCUGUCUUCUCAUGAUCAACACAAACACAGAUGGCUCCUGAACCAGCUUCUUGAUAAGCCUGCAGUUACAUCUGAUGAGAAGGCCAGGAUAAUUUGUCUGCAACAGCAAAUGGCAAAAUCUGCAAGGAUCGGAAGUGAUGUCAACAAAAAACGAAAGACACGCAUCUGUAUGCUUUUUUCAGAGUUCGACAAGCUCACAACCAUUAUUGAUUUGUAUCGAGGUGUACUUCCAACUUUUCAGGUGUUCCUGAAGAAGUUGCAACAUGAAAAGCCCAUGAUUCAUGUGCUGCAUGCUGAAAUGCUGCUACUGGUUAGGGAACUUCUCUCCAAAUUUAUGAAGCCUGAAACUAUUCCUUUGAGUGCAAAGGGCUUGUUGAAGCUUAAUGUUCACCAGAGAGACCUGCAGUACACUGACAAAAGGUUGUCUGUGGGGAGAUUCAGCUUCUUUGCCUUAAACAAGGCUAGAGUAGAAAAGAAGCCCUGGGUGCAGAAGGUCUACAGCUCUCUCAGAGAAGGCUACAUAAAGGCAGCAACAUUCCUCCUGAAAAACCUGCCCCUCAACAACAACAUCAUCACCUCUUUAUCUGCGCUGACACCAUCAUUGAUUCUCCAUGAAUCAGUCCAAGGUGCAUUCAACACCUUGGCCAAGGCCUUGCCAAAUGCUGUGAAGUCAGAGGAGUUGGGUCAACUGGAUGAAGAGGUUCGAGCCUACCAGAUUAAUACAGAUCUAGGGACACAGGCCAAAUGCUUUGAGGAGAACAAUGCACGAAUCGAUGUUGACUGGUGGAGUAAGAUUUUCGCCAUGAAGAUGCCAGAAGGAGGAAUGAGGUUCCCCAUCUUAGGGAAGUUGGUAAAGGCUCUUCUGUCAUUGUUCACUGGCCCUCUUGUCGAAAGAUCAUUUAACAUGAUGGAUGAUAUAAUUGAGAAAGACAGGGUUAGGCUGAACAUUGAGACUUAUGAAGGCUUAGCCAUUCUCAAGUCCCACAUGAAGGUAAUGGGCAAAACUGCAUCUAAAAUGCAAAUUACCCCUGCAUUAAGGAGAUUUUGCCUGUCUUCUUAUGAGACAUACCAAAAUCAUCUGAAGAAAAAGAAGGUGAACCUUGACAAGCAAAAGGAAAGGAAACUGAGGGAAGCUGUGAAGGUCCUCUCAGCAGUUAGGGUUAGAAAAGUAAAGAAAGGUUCCACCUCUUCUGUUUGUGCUAAAGCCCCCACCUCUUCCACCCUUGGAGUUAAACGAAAAGCUGCUGCUACAGCCUCCACCCCUGCAGUUAAAGGCACUGCUGCUGCUACAGCCUCCACCUCUUCCGCCCUUGGAGUUAAACGAAAAGCUGCUGCUACAGCCUCCACCCCUGCAGUUAAAGGCACUGCUGCUGCUACAGUCUCCACCUCCUCCACUGCUGGAGUUAAAGGUAAAGCUGUUGCUACAGCCUCUUUCUCCUCCACCCCUGGAGUUAAAGGCAAAACUGCUGCUACAGUCUCCACCCCCUCCACUGCUGGAGUUAAAGGUAAAGCUGUUGCUACAGCCUCUUUCUCCUCCACCCCUGCAGUUAAAGGCAAAACUGCUGCUACAGCCUCCACCCCUGCAGUUAAAGGCACUGCUGCUGCUACAGUCUCCACCCCCUCCACUGCUGGAGUUAAAGGUAAAGCUGUUGCUACAGCCUCUUUCUCCUCCACCCCUGCAGUUAAAGGCAAAACUGCUGCUACAGCCUCCACCCCUGCAGUUAAAGGCACUGCUGCUGCUACAGUCUCCACCUCCUCCACUGCUGGAGUUAAAGGUAAAGCUGUUGCUACAGCCUCUUUCUCCUCCACCCCUGGAGUUAAAGGCAAAACUGCUGCUACAGUCUCCACCCCCUCCACUGCUGGAGUUAAAGGUAAAGCUGUUGCUACAGCCUCUUUCUCCUCCACCCCUGCAGUUAAAGGCAAAACUGCUGCUACAGCCUCCACCCCUGCAGUUAAAGGCACUGCUGCUGCUACAGUCUCCACCCCCUCCACUGCUGGAGUUAAAGGUAAAGCUGUUGCUACAGCCUCUUUCUCCUCCACCCCUGCAGUUAAAGGCAAAACUGCUGCUACAGCCUCCACCCCUGCAGUUAAAGGCACUGCUGCUGCUACAGUCUCCACCUCCUCCACUGCUGGAGUUAAAGGUAAAGCUGUUGCUACAGCCUCUUUCUCCUCCACCCCUGCAGUUAAAGGCAAAACUGCUGCUACAGCCUCCACCCCCUCCACCUCUCCUGGAGCCACUCCUGCACAUGUAGCUAGUCAAACACUAAAACGGGUGUCAGGUGUAGCCAAGCUUCAGGAAUAUGGUUUCACAGCCAAAAAGCAGAAAAAGUGAAAAGCACUCUUGAGACAUUUGCACAAGAAAAGCACUUUUUGGAAUUUAAUGGUGGUGCAGUUACUUUUUUUCCUGUUAAUUAUUAAUAGUUUCACAAAACAUUGUUUGGUGUUAUAAGAAACAUAAAACAUGCACUGAAAAUGCACUUUUUGAAAAAGCACUUUUUGGAAUUUAAUGGUGAUGCUAUUACUUUUUUUUUUUUCCUGUUCAUUAUUAAGAGUUUCACAAAACAUUGUUUGGUGUUAUAAGAUAAAUAAAAACAUGCACUGAAAAGAUGUGUGGUAGAUGGUUGAUUAUUUGUCAAGGUAUAUUUUUUUUCAAAGAUUACAAAUAGCUUUUAAAAUAUGCAAACUGGCAAUAUUAAAGCGGUUUAAUCUCCCCUUAAAACGCUAUUGGUCUCGACUAUUUAAAUAAAGUGUUUGUUAAAGGAAUAUGGCUUGGCCUGAAAAAUGUUCAGUCAGAAGAUUUUUUUUCACUUUAAUCCCUGAAUCCAACCCCUUACCUGAAUUUAACAGCUACUUACCAACUAUUAAUGAGCAGCAAAUUAGGAGUUUAUUGAGGCAAAAGUCAUAGUUAAUGGUUUGUUAAUAGUGAGAACUGGACCUUAAAAUAACGUGUGACAAUGUACCAUUGUACCUUGUGUGUCCAUCACUUAGCCAAAAAGAUUCAUAUAUAUUCAUAUACAUCCAUUUUAUAUAUUAAUUUUUUUAUUUGGUUGUUUGUCUAUAU
This is a messenger RNA of Carassius auratus (goldfish), 4128 nucleotides long. RefSeq lists its product as uncharacterized. The transcript has 7 exons. The record is from RefSeq and is a predicted model, not a curated record. Lineage: Eukaryota; Metazoa; Chordata; Actinopteri; Cypriniformes; Cyprinidae. The coding region runs from base 193 to 3399 and encodes 1068 amino acids.